This is a messenger RNA of Capronia coronata CBS 617.96, 1197 nucleotides long. Its product is annotated as L-iditol 2-dehydrogenase. Gene Ontology annotation, biological process: D-sorbitol catabolic process. Bases 1 to 1197 code for a protein of 398 amino acids. The transcript has 2 exons. The record is from RefSeq and is a predicted model, not a curated record. Lineage: Eukaryota; Fungi; Ascomycota; Eurotiomycetes; Chaetothyriales; Herpotrichiellaceae. Gene Ontology annotation, molecular function: L-iditol 2-dehydrogenase (NAD+) activity.
AUGUCGUCCUCAGAAAGCAUACAAGCGCUUGUACUGCACGGCGCCAAAGACUUGAGAUUGGAGCUAAGACCGCAGCCUGCACUUCGACCGGGAGAAGUCCAAAUAGCAGUCAAGGCUACUGGUCUCUGCGGGUCAGAUUUACAUUAUUACCACCAUGGACGAAAUGGCAAUUUUGUCAUCCAAGCACCACUUGUCCUCGGGCACGAAGCAUCUGGCGUUGUCACCGCUGUUCCCGAGAUCCAAGAUGGAGCGGCCCCCGGGUCUGUCUCUUCGUCAGGUCUCAAGAUUGGAGACAGAGUCGCCCUAGAAGUCGGCAUUCCAUGCAGGUCAUGCUCAUUAUGCACCACCGGCCGGUACAACUUGUGUCCGAAACUGUCUUUCAAGUCUUCGGCCAAAACCUUCCCGCACGCGGACGGCACUCUACAGACUGUAAUAUCACAUCCAGCUAGCAUGUGCCACGAACUCCCCGAGAACGUCACGUUCGAACAAGGUGCCCUCGUCGAGCCUUUAGCCGUGUCACUGCACGGUAUCAACCGAAGUCAAAGCGCGGGUUCAGGGGUCGGUGUCCCCUUAGUCGGCUCAACUGCUCUCGUUCUUGGGGCCGGUGCUGUUGGGAUGCUGACCGCGGCUGCUCUGUCUGUCGCUGGAGUUUCUAAGGUUGUCAUCGCCGACAUUGAUGCCCCGAGAUUGAAGAUUGCUGCUGGACUCGCUGGUGGAAAAUACAAGUUGAAGACGUUUCUGUUGCCACGCAGGGCACCCGCCCCCACAAUCGAGGAGACUCUGGCUGGAGCUCAAGGGCUGGCCACCGAGGUUUGCCAUUCUGUUGGAUUGGAGUCAGGAUUUGACCGAGUGUUUGAGUGUACCGGCGUACCGUCUUGUGUUCAGAUGGGCAUCUUCGCAGCUACAGCGGGUGGCAAGCUAGUGCUGGUUGGAAUGGGCACACCGACUCAAACGUUGCCUUUGGGCGCGGCGGCGUUGAGGGAAGUGGACAUUAUCGGUGUUUUCCGAUAUGCCAACUGUUACCCGGCCGCCAUUGCGCUGUUUGCAAGUGGUCAAUUGGACGGAGUUGCGGAAGAUCUUGUUACACAUCGUGUACCACUUACCGACGGCGAAAUGGCAUUCCGCCUGGCUGCAAAUCAGCCAAAGGACGGAGAAGACGGGGGAAGAGUACCUGUGAAAGUGGUUGUCACAUCUUGA